This is a messenger RNA of Ilex paraguariensis (yerba mate), 1780 nucleotides long. Lineage: Eukaryota; Viridiplantae; Streptophyta; Magnoliopsida; Aquifoliales; Aquifoliaceae. The record is from the annotation of a GenBank genome assembly.
UUAUUUUUAUCUGCGGCCGGCAUACCACAUCACAACACAACACAAGCACUUAAUAAUAUUUAGUGGAUAAUAAGGUAUAAAUAUUUUAUGGUUUUUAAGGAGUCCGAAGAGAGUUGGGUUUUCAGGGAAGGACUCAGAACCUCCGAAUUCUCAGGGAAGGCCUUUCCGGCAAUUAUAAAUACUGCCUAUUUAUCACACCCAUUAUGCAUCUGUAUACAAUCCAUUUGUCUUUCAAUCUUCUUUCUUUUCUUUUUCUUUUUCUUUUACUUUGCUCUGUUGUCGAGAUUGAGAUUCAGUGGGUGGGCUUCAAUUUUGAUUCAGGAUGACUAUCCAAAUUGAUCAGCCUGAGUUUGGAGUUGAAGUUGAGGAAAAGAAGAUCCCAAACAAUGAAAAGGAAUUGGUGUUGGAUGGUGGAUUUGUGGUUCCCUAUUCCAAUUCAUUUGGCCACAAUUUUAGGGACUAUGAUGCUGAAAGUGUGAGACAAGAAGGGGUUGAGAAUUUCUACAGGACCAAUCACAUUAACCAAUCUUAUGACUUUGUGAAGAGGAUGAGGGAGGAGUAUGGAAAAUUGAAUAAGGUGGAAAUGGGCAUAUGGGAAUGCUGUGAACUUCUCAAUGAUGUUGUUGACGAGAGUGAUCCCGACUUGGAUGAACCUCAAAUUGAACACUUGUUGCAAACAGCUGAAGCUAUUAGGAGAGACUAUCCCGAUGAAGAUUGGUUGCACUUGACUGGCCUUAUCCAUGAUCUUGGGAAGGUUCUUCUUCAUCCUAGCUUUGGAGAGCUUCCUCAAUGGGCUGUUGUAGGCGACACAUUUCCGGUGGGAUGUGCUUUUGAUGAAUCCAUCGUACAUCACAAGUACUUUAAGGAAAAUCCGGAUUACAAUAACCCUGCUUACAGCACUAAAUAUGGAGUUUAUUCUGAAGGUUGUGGAUUCAACAAUGUUAUGAUGUCGUGGGGGCAUGAUGACUACAUGUAUCUGGUGGCCAAGGAGAAUAACACAACCCUGCCAUCAGCUGCUCUUUUCAUCAUCAGAUACCACUCUUUUUAUGCUUUACAUAGGUCAGGAGCAUAUAAGCAUUUGAUGAACGAGGAAGACACAGAGAACCUCAAAUGGCUCCAAAUAUUCAACAAAUUUGACCUUUACAGCAAGAGCAAAGUUCGAAUUGACGUUGAGAAGGUCAAGCCAUACUAUCUCUCUUUAAUCGAAAAGUACUUCCCUGCAAAACUAAGGUGGUGAAAAAUCGAAGCGUACGAGUUUGGAUGACUCCAGAAAUAUAUAGUGGUGACUAGUGCUAGAAGUGGGUUGUAGAGUUUUGAGAUCAAGUGGCCUAUGGAGGAUUUGGAUGCAUUUUUAUGUUUUGUGCUGUUAGUUUGAUGGGUGUUUCAAGUAGUAGUGGUCUAGUCCUGAAGAAUAUUGUUUCUAUGAAUAAUAAUAUCGUCCUCCUUUUGGAAAUAUCUUGUGUUCCAGCUUUAGUGAUGCUCUUUAUUAACUAGAACUCAGGCAGAAGCCCAUAUGUCCACCUUGUGUAUGCUGCCACUCUUCGCCACCACCCCCAUGUCGCUAUUGCGCCUGUCCUGUUCUACCAUGAGGCACAGGAACGUUCGGUCUAAGGAAUUCUGAAACCUAUUCAGCAGAAUGGUAUAUAAAUUGACAGAAAUACAUAAUGAAUAAUGGAGUGUAACUGUUGUUUCACUAUGGCCUUUCAAUACAAUCCCAGGAUGUCCCUAUGUUAAAGUUAACUACGGUUUCUCAAUUUCCUAUCGACAUCUUUUUAUGUUU